UUUCGUGGAGAUGGGACAACGAUCAGACAAAGCGGUCGAUUGACGCUGGUCAUCGCUUGGCCAAAGACAGAGCCUGCAAGGCUGUCAUUGUCAACAACCAUUAUAAACACAAAUAUAACGAGUCGAGAAACAACAUACGAGGGUGGAGUCGGUCACCUGAACAACAAGGAUCAGGUAUGAGCCAGCCGUCUCGAUCGCACCGGGGAGAAGGGGAGAGAAAUGGAAGGGGUCUCCGUGAGCAUCGGGAACACAGGCCUCGACGGGAGCCGCCGCACCAUGACAUACAAUCGUCAAGCGACAGGUCCUCUUCUCAGCCCCCAUAUUACAGGGACUCUGCAAGAGGGCCACCGCCUCCAAAACACGUCAAGGGCGUCCAAAGGGAGGACCAGGACAGCUCCACAUGCACUCAUAUCUGCUCCAGGAGAGGCAUGGUGUUGAUCUGUUCAAUCCUGACCAACGGACUCGUCCUGAUCUGCGUCGUGGCGGCUCAGAUGGCCAUGUCAGGCAUGACCGCUAUGGGUGGCCUGUCAGGGGGCAGCUUCAACCUCAACACUAACAUUCCCUUCGAGGGCCAAGAGCUGCAGCAGGUGAGGGACCUGGAUAUGCAGUACAGCCAGAUGAGAGCUCCUGGGGUCUACGGGGGCGUGGCAUUUGCCCUCGUAUUCGGUGUUCUCUCACUUGUAUUUGUGGUCUCCGGUAACAAGCCACCCCACCUGCUGGACCCGAAGCUGCUGAUUGGAGCGCUGGUGUUCCAGGGCCUGGGGGCGGUGCUCUAUGUGGUGGCGGUGGGGUUGUACCUCCACUUUGUCAUCCAGGUGAACAGCACUGAUGUGUGUAAGCGGCGGGAGAGGAUGUAUGCCAGAGUGGGCUACACCUGGAUGAACUGUGAAGUCGGGGGCGCGGACGCGGCCGUGGCGUUGUUCGGGCUCAUCACAGCAAUACUGUACGGCGCCGGUGCGGUGCUGAUGUUCUUCACUGAGCGUGGGGUCAGAAACUACCUGAAGGAACGCAGGCAACAUCAGCAGAGGGAGACAAAGACUGUGGAUAAGAUGGAAAUGAGUGACUCAAGUCGUUCACCGUUGUCUGUUUAAGUGGGCGUUCCUGCUGUUAUGCACCAGAAGGCACCGAAUGGCUUCUUCAUUCUAUCCAUUUUCAUUGCCAGUCUGUCGAUUCUUUUAUAGUAAAUGCACUUGCCAAACUUCAGUGUAGUAACUAAGACUUUAUCUCAACCUCUUUUUCUAAUUACAUUUAAUGACUUGCAUUAGGUUUAUGUUUAAAGUUGUCUGAUUAACUUUUUUUCCCCCGUCCAGUCAGUUUUUUCAUGUUUUGUUUGAAAUGUAAUCACAACACAUUUUUGUGUAAAGCAUGGAUUUGGUAUGAAUUCCUUUUAAUCUGCAACAUUAAUGACCCACUCUGAUCUAACAGUCCUGUCUUAUGCAUUUUUUAAAUGAAAUUAUUUGUAUGUAAAAUGUGCAAAUGUUUUUGUGUGUGUGUGUGUGUGUGUGUGUGUGUGUGUGUAUACGUAUUUACAUGGAGCCUCAUGGAGCAAAAAAACAUGUAUGACUGAGGGUCCAUGUAAAUACAUCUUUCCAUUUAUCUGCCACUCAAGUUUGUUUGGCACUCUCUUGUAAAACAAGAAAUCCCAUAAUAUCCAUGUCAAAUGGGAGAUUCCAAAGUUGCCAUGGCACUUUAAAGCAGCCUAAAAUGAUACCUCAGUAUAUUGUUUUGUAUAUAUUUUAGAGAGGAUUUUGUUUUUUAUCAGCUUGUUUAUUUGUAAUAAAUCAUUAAGUGGUGAUUAAUUUGUCUGUUUAUAUCCAUGGAGACAAACGACUGAUCGCAAGUCUGAAUUUUUGGGUUGGCUACCUAGAUACUGGUUAAUGUUUGCAUUUGAAAGACUACAAGAUAAGUGCUUUAUAUACCAAAGAAAUAGAAAUAUAGGUUCUGGUC
Esox lucius (northern pike) is the source of this 1947-nucleotide messenger RNA. RefSeq lists its product as uncharacterized. NCBI's taxonomy places the organism in Eukaryota, Metazoa, Chordata, Actinopteri, Esociformes, Esocidae. Gene Ontology annotation, cellular component: membrane. The coding region runs from base 177 to 1091 and encodes 304 amino acids. The transcript is spliced from 6 exons. The record is from RefSeq and is a predicted model, not a curated record.